UACGCAAAUCAUAAUUUUGCGACUUUGAUUUUUGUCACACGAUAUUAUUCUUUCACCGUGGAAGUCGAUCGUGAACAUUUGUUAAGUGCGUAUUUUAUUAGAAAAGUUGGUACCUGACAGCGGGAUUCGAACACCGUUACAUCUCUACAUACAAAUGCACCGGGCGUCUUAUCCUUUAGGCCACGACGGCUUCAAAAGGUCCCGUCAUGACUUACGCGAGUGUGGUGUUCGCUCACGCGGCGAAUCUACGCGGCGGUAGAUUCAUUCGCGAAGCAGCUACUCUUGAGCUGUUAGGUCUCCUUCGGAGGCGCUCGGGUAGCUGUUAGCAAAUCCCACCCCUCCUGGCUGAGCCUUUGCUCGCCCACCUGUCCUGGUGAAACUGGAAAGGCCUCCGGGCCACCAGUAAUCCUUCAAUCAUAAAAAAAGGCUUCAAAAGGUUACCUAUAACACGUGCUUAUUCGGUCAAGGACACUAGUCAGAACAGUACAACAAAUAAUUGUAUCAAGCCGAAUCUAUAGUAGAGUUUUGUCAAUAGAAUCUAUUGUUUUUAUUCAAAUGAUGGCCCUUAAAUGAGUAAACAUUUAAUCUAGGUUAAAAUUUAAUGUAUAAAUACGUUACUUUGUCGAAUUAAAUUCAUAACAAGUUCUGAUUUUGACCGAACAACCAUGAAGAUUUUGUUGGUUUCCUGCUUCGUCGUGAUGCUGAUGGUGGAAGCAUCCAGUUCGGCGACAGGCGAUUCCAAUAUGAACAAUAAAAACCUUCCGAAACGUACUAAGCGAUAUGCAUCAAGUUACGAUACGGGCCGAUCUGCGUACACUGAAGAAAAGGACACCACCAGCAAGACUGAAGAAGGCAACGAAAUGAACGAGAAAAAGGAAAUGGAAGAAAUGGAGGAAAUGGAAGAAAUGGAGGAAAUGGAAGAAGGAUCCCAGACUAAAGAAACCCCAACUAAAAUAUUAUCUGCCUCGAGUGGGGCGAUCGCUACCGAGAAUCUGGCCGCAUCUCAAAGCGCGGCCGACGUUGUUGAGACGGAAACAAAAUAAGUAUGACACAAAAACAAAUGCCGUUACACGCUACACGUUACAAAUGAUCUGUCACAUCUCUUGUCAUAAGAAGUAGUUUUGUUUGCGCAAUCGACACACCUUACUUGGGGAAAACAGUACGCAAUUAACAUCAUAUGGUCCUUCGAUCUAUUUUGAUAAUUAUUUAAAUACCUAAUUAAUCUCAAUUAAAAGACUUCUUUGCUAAUACCUUAAAUCUCACACUUAUAAUCAGUCUUUGAAUAACACGUCUACUGGUGUUCCAUCCUUCGAGGAAAUGCAAAACGGUGCGUCCCCCCACGUUCCUACCUGACGGACGAUCGCUUGACACACCACAGGCUUCACUGUAGCUCUUGUGUAGCCAGGAUCAGCAGCGGCUACCACACAUAAAGACCGACCGAUCAGGUUAAAUCCGAGGGAAAUCACUAGAAGGAAGAAUUUAUAUUAACACCUCACUCCUCGCUAAUCUGCGAACAGUCAAAGCAAUAACGGCCGUAGAUUGAGAAGAUUGAGUCGGAUAGCAGUCAAGGAAACCCCAAUUGCCGUGCAAGGACAAUGAAGGAUGUCGCGACGGAGAUUUGUGUUGAUAACGUAUAGCAAGCACUACCGGCAUCACAAUCUAUGUCCUCUAAAGGUUAUUGUGUACAAAUGCUUCGAUUUUUGAACACUAAUUCUAAGAAAUAAACAAGGCAAAGCA
Bombyx mori (domestic silkworm) is the source of this 1737-nucleotide messenger RNA. RefSeq lists its product as uncharacterized. The transcript has 2 exons. NCBI's taxonomy places the organism in Eukaryota, Metazoa, Arthropoda, Insecta, Lepidoptera, Bombycidae. The coding region runs from base 666 to 1043 and encodes 125 amino acids. The record is from RefSeq and is a predicted model, not a curated record.